CAGUCGCCCAAGAGGGACGUGAAUAUUAUAACCGGACGUAUAUGUGCACGAAACUCGAGUUAUUUACUUUGGUUUUUAAAGUUAACUUGUCAAGAAAAAGCUGCAUGCUGAAGCUUUGACGAGGUAGAUUUUCACUCACAAGAUGGAAGGACACUUAGCGUUCAUUUUGCCGUGGGCGACAGCGGUGAUCCUGUGAGGAUACAUAUGAACAUCUGCCAUCUCUUAUUUAAACAGGAGAUCCUUAAAUUGCGGACAGUAGCCAUGGUUUUAUUUGGAAUAAUAUCAGAAUUACGCAGUAGAAGUUGGGAAAUUAGCUGCCACUAACAGCGGUUAAAUAGGCGAAAAAGACAAAUAUCAAGCUACGAAGAACCAGCGAUCUGGUAUUUUUAAUUUGACUUACGAUCGAGAUAUUGAACGCCAAGUGAAGAUCAAAACCUGUGUGGUCCGUAUUCUCACGCGAAUUUCUACGGUGCCAAAGAGGCGAUUUUUUGAUCGAUGCUAGAGUGGGAUGCCGAGAGAUUACUGCCGUCAAAACAGAGAACCUGCCGCUGACAGGUUAUGGUGAACGACACAGAACGUAUACACAACGCGAGCAGUAAUGUGUUGUUAACGAGUGGAAACAGUACCUCAAGUCCAAGUCGAGUUCCUUCGAGUUUCAUGCCAUUUUCAACAGCAUGUGUGAUACCUUUUGGUUUGCUAUUUAUUUUAAUGUGCUUGGUCAGUAUAUUGGGAAAUUCGAUCGUUUGCUACAUCGUUUAUCAAAAACCCGCCAUGCGAUCAGCCAUAAACAUUUUAUUGGCGACAUUAGCGAUGGCCGAUGUGCUCACAGCAUCGCUGUGUAUGCCUUUUGCUAUCGUAUCCUUGAUUGCUCAGAGAUGGGUUUUUGGCGAUAUAUUUUGUCAAAUAAAUGCCGUUUUGUUUAGCUUCUUGGUGACAGAAGGGACCUUCGUAUUGUUGACGAUAUCAGUGGACCGUUUCAUGAUAAUUGUCCAACGCAAAGACACACUCACACCUCGAAAGGCGAAAAUGUACAUUGUUAUCUCUUGGAUUUUGGCAGUUGUGGUUGUUUUACCUCCCGUUUUCGGUUGGGGUAAAUAUGGUUAUGAGGUGGGUCAAAUUCAGUGCUCGCUGGAAUGGCCUAGCCGAAGCGCCAUUGAUUUAUCAUACGGCCUGUUUUUUUUUAUCACAACAUUUUCAAUUCCGCUACUUGUAAUGACAUAUUGCUUCGGGUCUAUUUUAAGAACCGUUCGAAGGAACUCGACACGCAUUCAAAAUCACCCACCCGUACCUGGUGGGGUGAUGACUAAAAUGCACCGACCAGGCAAGAUGAACAUCGACUACAGUUUCAAGACAAGGGCUUUCACCACUAUAUUAAUCCUAUUUAUUCUCUUCGUAAUCUGCGGUUUUCCUUUCACUGUGAUCCGCUUUCAUUUGCUUUUUAAAGGAUAUGAGAAGUCAUUGUCUUACACAGCCGAUCUGGUGGUCGUAUUAAUUGCCUACUUAAACUCAACCCUGAAGCCCAUAAUUUAUUACAUUCGCAUCAGUAAAUUUCGAGAAGCCUGCUUGGAUAUUAUGCCUUCUUGGUGUCACGUUCCACACUGUUUACCAGGACGGACGAUGAGGCGCAUACGACCACAUGUAGUUUAUGAAGUGGACAAAAAAUUUGCAACAUCAGUGCUUUAACAGCACUUAGUUCACAAAGGUAUAUUUAAGAUGUUUUAGGACAACUCACAGCAAUGCUUACAUUUUUACAAUAGAUAGAGGCAGGUUGAGUUUCAGUAUACUGAACCUAAGAAUAUAUUUAUAAAGAGUAAUUAUUUUAUGGUAAUGUGGUUGUAAAUUUAAAACAUCAUACAGAUCACACUCUUAAUGAGCCAUUUACUUCAUUUAAGUCCUUCCAUUUGGUUUUGUUUUUGCUAUGGAUUUCAAAUGCCCAUGAUUUCAACAUAGUACCAAAGCUUCUAAUGACAACCAGCAGUUUUUGACUAUUUUCCUAUUUUUCACCACUAAGAAUAGAUGAAUCUUCAGGGUUGCAUGUCCAUGAUAAUUGAUUGAUAAUUCUGUACUCAAGACCUUAAGUUAAAAUUCUGAGUCAGAUUAGAUCAAAUCAGGACAUGUUAUUUAUAUUAAAAUCAGUUCUCUUUGCUAUAUGCUAGAUGCUUCCCACUAUUUACCUUUGAGAAUUUGGUUUUAAAUCAAUCAUGCUAUUUCUCCUAAUUAAUUUUUUCUUUUCUAAUCAACUUUCUGCCAAUCAAUUUACUGAUAUUGUAUAGGGAAAUUACUUAUUGGUUACCCCUGGGAGUGAGAGGAUUAAAUGAUGCUUCUAAGGACUAGAUAACUGUGUUUCUUACAAGCAACAGAACCCAAUGUUUCUGUUAUCUUAUUGAGUUUUUCAAAUCUUACUGUCCCUAUAUUUGAUGUAUUGGUCUAAGAAUCCCUUGUUGAAUAUCCUGUUUUGGGUAUU
This is a messenger RNA of Pocillopora verrucosa, 2464 nucleotides long. RefSeq names its product high-affinity lysophosphatidic acid receptor. Gene Ontology annotation, cellular component: membrane. The record is from RefSeq and is a predicted model, not a curated record. Gene Ontology annotation, molecular function: G protein-coupled receptor activity. Gene Ontology annotation, biological process: G protein-coupled receptor signaling pathway. NCBI's taxonomy places the organism in Eukaryota, Metazoa, Cnidaria, Anthozoa, Scleractinia, Pocilloporidae.